AUGGAGCAAGUGACGAGCACAAAACGUCACCGCCUUGUGUCGUUUCAUGAACUCCCAGAGUACAUGAAAGACAACGAGUAUAUACUCAAUUAUUACAGAGCUGAAUGGCCUCUAACACAGGCACUCUUUAGCCUUUUCCGCUGGCACAAUGAGACCCUCAAUGUUUGGACAACCUCCGAUCAGUCGACCCAACACAUCAGCCCGAAUCUCGACACAUCCGCUGGCACGAGCUGGCCGUUCUUCGUCUUUCUAAGCGGGGCCGCAUUCUGCCUCCUCUCGAGCACCGCCUGCCACCUCCUCUGCUGCCACUCCCGCCGCCUCACCAUCAAACUCUCCCAAAUCGACUACGUCGGGAUAACCGUCAUGAUCGUCACCUCGUUUUUCCCGCCCAUUUACUACAUCUUCCGGUGCUCGCCAGCUUGGCAGGCGGCGUACCUGACCGGGAUAUCGAUCCUGGGUGCGUGCACGGUCCUCGUGCUGCUGUCCCCGUCGAGGGCCGCGGGGAGGUAUCGUCCGCUGCGCGCCGUGUUGUUCCUCGCGAUGGGGGGCUUCGGGGUCGUGCCCGCGGCCCACGCGCUCGUGGCAAACUGGGACGACCCACGGCGCGACGUGACGCUCGCGUACGAGUCGGCCAUGGCGGUGGCGUACAUUGUCGGGGUCGGGUUUUACGUGACGCGGGUCCCGGAGAGAUGGGGGCCCGGGAGGUUCGACCUCGUGGGCCAGAGCCAUCAGAUAUUCCACGUUUUUGUGGUGUUGGGGGCGAUGGCGCACUAUGGGGCCGCGCGGAUUUUCUUGGAGUAUCGGGGCGUGUGGGUGUGCGGGAGGAAGACGUGA
Molecule: messenger RNA, 834 nt
Organism: Striga hermonthica
Lineage: Eukaryota; Viridiplantae; Streptophyta; Magnoliopsida; Lamiales; Orobanchaceae
Source: the annotation of a GenBank genome assembly